This is a messenger RNA of Vicia faba (fava bean), 408 nucleotides long. The record is from the annotation of a GenBank genome assembly. NCBI's taxonomy places the organism in Eukaryota, Viridiplantae, Streptophyta, Magnoliopsida, Fabales, Fabaceae.
AUGACUCGUAGAGGAGAAGAAACCCCGGAGAACUUCGAUGCUGGAGUGCAGAGAACGAAGAUGAUGAAGGUGAUGAUGAGGUUGCAGGUUGUUGAGCGAAGGCGAUGCAGAAGAUUGGAGAAAUUUAAAUUGGAUGUGGUUUUAUGGUGCAAGGAUAGAGUUAACAAUCUGAACUGGUUGUUUGUGGCGAUGUUGCUCCCUACGACGGUCAACUCUGGGAAGUUAAGUGCGACUACAGCCUGCUUCAGAAUGGUAGUAGAGAAGGGCAAGCGGCAGCGGAAGCUGCCAAUAUUUUGUGUUUUGUUUUUAUUCCAUGAUGAAUUGGUGAAUGGAUGGAUUGUUGGGCUGUUUUGGAAUAAGAUGAAACAAGGCAUCAAUUUUCUUAGGAUGCAAUUGAAAUUUGAAUGA